GUAGACCAGUGGGACGAAAUAACAGGAGGAUCAACCGUGGUAUCGUGGAGGAGUGCUGCUUUCGGAGCUGCGACCUGGCUCUGCUGGAAACCUACUGUGCCAAGUCCGUCAAGUCAGAGCGUGACCUCUCCGCCACCUCCCUUGCGGGCCUCCCAGCCCUCAACAAGGAGAGCUUCCAGAAGCCAUCUCACGCCAAGUACUCCAAGUACAACGUGUGGCAGAAGAAGAGCUCGCAGCGGCUGCAGCGGGAGGUGCCUGGCAUCCUGCGUGCCCGCCGGUACCGGUGGCAGGCAGAGGGGCUGCAAGCAGCCGAGGAAGCCAGGGCGAUGCAUCGUCCCCUCAUCUCCUUGCCCAGCCAGCGGCCCCCGGCGCCGCGGGCAUCCCCUGAAGCGACCGGCCCCCAGGAAUGAACUGUGACCGGCCGGCUCGAUUUGUGAUCUCCCGGGGAGAGACUGGCGAGACUCGGCCCCCCCUGAGCCCCUCCGUCCCCAAGCCGAGGAGCGGGGCGGCAGGCACCAUCACGCCGCUCCGGCCCCAACCAAACAACUGACACAAGCAAGGAGGGGAUGGCAGCGGCCGUGUGCAGCGUCCUCCUUUUGGGGUGGGGGG
This is a messenger RNA of Meleagris gallopavo (turkey), 609 nucleotides long. NCBI's taxonomy places the organism in Eukaryota, Metazoa, Chordata, Aves, Galliformes, Phasianidae. The record is from RefSeq and is a predicted model, not a curated record.